Catharus ustulatus (Swainson's thrush) is the source of this 1798-nucleotide messenger RNA. It is a transcript of the gene CHMP7, whose product is annotated as charged multivesicular body protein 7. Gene Ontology annotation, biological process: late endosome to vacuole transport via multivesicular body sorting pathway; vesicle budding from membrane. The record is from RefSeq and is a predicted model, not a curated record. NCBI's taxonomy places the organism in Eukaryota, Metazoa, Chordata, Aves, Passeriformes, Turdidae. Bases 77 to 1420 code for a protein of 447 amino acids. Gene Ontology annotation, cellular component: multivesicular body; ESCRT III complex; cytoplasmic side of plasma membrane. The transcript has 10 exons.
GCCGUGCGCGGCUCCCCUGAGGCGGGCGGGCGGCCGGGCCGGGCGGAGGCCGCGGCCGAGCCGGGGGCUCGCGUAGAUGUGCAGCCCGGGGGAGGCCCCCCCUGGGCCGGCCGCGGCCGGGGACCUGCCCCCGGAGUGGGAGACGGAUGACGAACGCAUGGCCUUCCUAUUCUCGGCCUUCAAGCAGAGCCGCGAGGUGAACAGCACCGAGUGGGACAGCAAGAUGGCUUUCUGGGUCGGGCUGGUGCUGGCCCGCGGCCGGCGGAGCGGCGCGGUGAGGACGUGCCUCAGGGAGCUGCAGAACGGCUUCGAGCGGCGCGGCAGCGUCCCCUUGGGGCUGGGCACCGUCCUCAGGGAGCUGCUCAGACGUGGGAAGCUCCAGAGGGAGUCAGACUUCAUGGCCAGUGUAGACAGCAGCUGGAUCUCGUGGGGUGUGGGAGUUUUCAUCCUGAAGCCCCUCAAGUGGACCCUCUCCAGCGUGCUGGGGGACAGCAAAAUUCCCGAGGAAGACGAGGUUCUGAUUUAUGUGGAGGUGCUUCAGGAGAAAGCAGAGGAAGUUUAUCGCCUGUACCAGAGCUCUACCCUCUCCUCCCACCCCGUGGUCGCGCUGGCCGAGCUGCGCUCCCUCUGCGCCGGCCUCUGCCCUGAUGAAAGAACCUUCUACCUGUUACUGCUGCAGCUGCAGAAGGAGAAGAGGGUCACCAUCCUGGAGCAGAAUGGAGAGAAGAUUGUGAAAUUUGCCCGAGGCCUCCACGCCAAGGUGUCCCCAAUGAACGAUGUGGACAUUGGAGUUUAUCAGCUGAUGCAGAGUGAGCAGCUGCUCUCACAGAAGGUGGAGUCCCUUUCCCAGGAAGCAGAGAAGUGUAAAGAGGAUGCCAGGAGUGCUUGCAGAGCUGGGAAGAAGCAGCUGGCCCUGAGGUGCCUCAAGGCCAAGCGCAGGACGGAGCGGCGAAUCGAGGAGCUGCACUCCAAGCUGGACGCGGUGCAGGGAAUCCUGGACAGGAUCUACGCCUCCCAGACCGACCAGAUGGUGUUCAAUGCCUACCAGGCUGGAGUGGGAGCCCUGAAGCUUUCCAUGAAGGAUGUGACAGUGGAGAGGGCAGAGAACCUGGUGGAUCAGAUCCAGGAGCUUUGUGACACUCAAGAUGAAGUGGCCCAGACUCUGGCUGGAGUGGGGAUCAAUGGUCUGGCAGAGAUGGACUCUGAGGAGCUGGAGAAGGAGCUGGACAGUCUCCUGCAGGAUUCCAGCAAGGAUUCUGUGGAUCUGCCUCCCAUUCCCCAGAAGGUGCCCAGUGCCCCCAUGUCAGAUGCUGAGCUGGAGGCUGAGCUGGAGCAGCUCUCAGUGUGUGCUGGAGAUCUGCCACAAAAGACUCCCUCUGCUUCUUCUGAACCCAAAACAGCUCUGGGACUGAAUCUCUGAGGAGCCAACAGAAUUCCUGUUGCUGCAGUUUGGGAAGUUCAACGUUCCUGAACUCAUGACCAGAACUUCCAAGCAGAGGGGGACACCCCCCUGUCCUUCUGGAUCUGUCUCUGCUCAGCAGCAGGAGCUCCUGCCAUGACAAUCCACUCUGGACCUGGCCCCAGCUGGUUUUUGUCAUCUCUGUGCCAACAUCUGCACUGGUCUCCACCUGACUCGUGGCCCCAGGUCACUGCCACACCCUGGGAACACAAUCCAGUGAAGAUAAAACUCUUCUGUGUCCAUAGCAGUGCUCGGUUUUGGGUUUGAUUUUGAUUUCUCUUCCUUUGCUGUGGCUGGUGUUGAGAAUCUGAGUAGCAGCAGCGUUGCGGUGGCUCAACA